AUGCCGUCUUUCCGUGCCGUUCUGUUCGGCGGCCUGGUCGCCCUACUGGCCGCCCCCCUGUCCGGACCGCUGAGCGGAUCGCUGUCCGGAGCUUCGCCCGGGCUGCUGUCCAGCGCCGCGGCCCAGCAGGCGGCCGAGCAGCCCUUCUCCGCCUGGCUCGGCGACUUCCGCGCCCGCGCGCUGGAGCAGGGCCUCGCCCCGGCCACCCUCGAUCGGGCCUUCGCCGGCGUCGAACCGGUCGCGCGGGUGAUCGAGCUGGACCGGCGCCAGCCGGAGUUCGUGCUGGGCUUCGGGCGCUAUCUCGCCAACGCGGUGACGGAAGAGCGCAUCGCCCGGGGCCGCGCGCUGCUGGAUAAGCACGCGGUCCUGCUGAGCCAGGUCGAGCGGACCUACGGGGUGCAGGCGCGCUUCCUCGUCGCCUUCUGGGGGCUGGAGACCAACUUCGGCGCCACCUUCGGCAGCUUUCCGGUGAUCGACGCCCUGGCGACCCUGGCCUGGGACGGCCGCCGCCGCGCCUUCUUCGAGGCGGAACUGCUGCAGGCGCUGCGCAUCGUGCAGUCCGGCGACAUCGAGCCGGCGCGCAUGGAGGGCUCCUGGGCCGGCGCCAUGGGCCAUCUGCAGUUCAUGCCCUCCACCUUCACGGCCCAUGCGGUCGACGGGGACGGCGACGGGCGGCGCGACAUCUGGGGCUCGCUGCCCGAUGUCUUCGCCUCGGCCGCCAACUACCUCUCGGCGCUGGGCUGGAACGGCGACGAGACCUGGGGCCGCGAGGUGCGGCUGCCCGAGGGCUUCGACUACGGCCUGGUGUCGAUCGCGACCCGGCCGGAGAUCGUCAAGCCGCUGGCCGCGUGGGCGGACCUGGGGCUGCGCCGGGCCGACGGCGGCCCGCUGCCGCGCGCGGAGAUGCAGGCGGGACUGAUCCUGCCGGCCGGGGCCGAGGGACCGGCCUUCCUGGUCUACGAGAACUACGGCCACAUCCUCUCCUGGAACCGUUCGAUCCUCUAUGCCGUGGCGGUGGGGCACCUGGCCGACCGGCUGAUCGGCCUGCCGCCGCUGGCGACGCAACCGCCGGCCGAGGCGGAGCGCCUGGCCGUCGCCCAGGUCGAGGAGAUCCAGCGCCGCCUGGUCGCCCUGGGCUUCGACGCCGGCGAGGCCGACGGGCGGAUCGGUCCGCAGACGCGCGAGGCGAUCCGCGCCUUCCAGCGCUCCCUCGGCCUGCCGGCCGAUGCCUUCGCCUCGCCGGCCCUGCUGCAGACCCUGCGCCGCCGCACCGAGGGGAGGGGAGCGAGUCGGGAUAUGAGGGGGCGUCUUCUGCGUUUCGCCUUGGUGGCCGCGCUGGCCGGCGGGCUGGCCGCCUGCGGCAGCAGCGAUCCGAAGCCCGAGCUGGGCGCCGCGCCGGACGGCGCCGGCGUGCCCGGCAAGGGCUACUACAAGGUGGGCAGCCCCUACCGGAUCAACGGCGUCUGGUAUCGCCCGGCGGUGGCCUACGACUACGACGAGACCGGCAUCGCCUCCUGGUACGGUCCCGGCUUCCACGGCAAGCAGACGGCCAACGGCGAGGUCUUCGACCAGUACGACCUGACGGCCGCGCACCCGACGCUGCCGAUGCCCUCGCUGGUGCGCGUGACCAAUCUGGAGAACGGCAAGACAAUCGAGCUGCGCGUCAACGACCGCGGGCCCUUCAAGAACGGCCGGAUUCUGGACGUGUCCCGGCGCGGCGCCGAGCUGCUCGGCUUCCUCGCCGACGGCACGGCGCGGGUGCGCGUGCAGAUUCUGGAGCGCGAAAGCCGGCAGCUCGCGGCGCUGGCCCAGGGCGGCCAGAUCGCGCGCCGGCCGCAAGGCGGGGUCGAGCAGGUGACGGCCGCGCCAUUGGAAACCGUGGCGGCCGAGCCCUUGGCGGCGCCGGCCGCGACGAGGUCGCAGGGGGAGCAGACGCGGCAGACCGCCGGCCGCCGCGGGGCGGCGGACUACCCCGCGCCGAGCGGCGAGGUGCGCCAGGUCGCGGUGGCGGACUCCAGCCUCUUCAUCCAGGCGGGCGCCUUUUCGGAGCAGGGCAACGCGCUCAAUCUGGCCCGGCGGCUGACGCCCUUCGGCGAGCCGCAGGUGGCGCAGACGCAGGUCGACGGGCGGCGCUUCUGGCGCGUGCGCCUGGGGCCGCUGCGCGACGUGGCGGAAGCCGAUGCCGUGCUCGCCGCGCUGAUCGACGGCGGCUUUCCGCAAUCCCGCGUGGUCGUCGACUCCCGCCCCGCGGAUCACGACCGAGAGGGAGACCCGCGCCCCAUGCACCGCCGCCCGACCAAGUCCCGCCGCCCGGCUUACCUCCGCCCCUACCUCGGCCUGCUGGUCGCCUGUCUGCUGGCGGGUCUGUUGCUGCGGCCCGCCGCCGCCUUCGAGACCGCGGCCGAGGAGGCGAUCCUGAUCGAUCUGGCGGCGGACACGGUGCUGUUCGAGAAGGGCGCCGACCGGCCGAUCCCGCCGGCCUCGAUGAGCAAGAUCAUGACCGCCUACAUGGUCUUCAAGCGUCUGAAGGCCGGCGACCUCAGCCUGGACGACACCUUCCUGGUCUCCGAAAAGGCCUGGCGCAAGGGCGGCUCCAAGAUGUUCGUCGAGGUGGGCGAUCGCGUGGCGGUGCGCGACCUGCUGCGCGGCGUCAUCGUGCAGUCGGGCAACGACGCUUCGAUCGUCCUGGCCGAGGGGAUCGCCGGCUCCGAGGCCGCCUUCGCCGAGAUGAUGAACGAGGAGGCGGAGCGUCUCGGCCUGACCAGCUCCAACUUCGUCAACGCGACCGGCUGGCCCGACCCGGGGCACCGCAUGUCGGUGCGCGACCUGGCCAAGCUGGCGACGGUGCUGAUCGAGGACUAUCCCGAGUACUACGGCUUCUAUUCCGAGCUGGAGUUCACCUGGAACGAGAUCCGCCAGUCCAACCGCAACCCCUUGCUCUACCGCAACAUCGAUGCGGACGGGCUGAAGACCGGCCACACCGAGGAGGCGGGCUACUGCCUGACCGCCUCGGCGGUGCGCAACCAGCGGCGGCUGGUCAUGGUGGUGGCCGGGCUCGACUCGGCGCGCGCGCGGGCCGAGGAGUCCGAGCGGCUCCUGGAGUGGGGCUUUCGCGAGUUCAGCGCCGAGACGCUGUUCGAGACCGGCGAGGUGGUCGAACAAGCCGAGGUCUGGCUGGGUCAGGCGGAGACCGUGCCGCUGGUGAUCGCCGAAGAGGCGGUAAUGGCGCUGCGCCGCGACGCCCGCGACGAGGUCGAGCUGACGGUGACCUACGAAGGGCCGAUUCCGGCUCCCAUCGAGGCCGGCGCGCGCCUGGCCACCCUGACGGUCGAGGCGCCCGACAUGCCCAAGCGGGAGUUUCCCCUGCUGGCCGGCGACGACGUGGAGCGCCUGGGGCCGCUUGGCCGGCUGAUGGCCGGGGUCAAGCACUUGAUCCUGGGUCGGUUCAUCACCUUCGAGGGCGGCGAGGGCGCGGGCAAGUCGACCCAGGUGCGCCGCCUUGUCGCGCGACUGCAGGCGGCGGGGCACGAGACCCUGGCGACCCGCGAGCCCGGCGGCAGCCCGGGCGCCGAGCAGAUCCGCGAGCUGCUGGUGCAUGGCGAUUCCGCCCGCUGGGACGCCACCAGCGAGACGCUGCUGCAUUUCGCCGCCCGCCGCGAUCACCUGACCCAGACGGUCUGGCCGGCCCUGGCGCGGGGGCUCUGGGUGGUCUGCGACCGCUUUGCGGACUCGACCCGGGCCUACCAGGGCGCGGGGCAGGGCGGCGACCCGGCCUUCAUCGAGACGCUCUAUGCCGGCGUGGUCGGCGACUUCCGGCCCGACCUGACGCUGAUCCUGGACUUGCCCGUCGGGCAGGGGCUGGCGCGCGCGGCGGCGCGGCGCGACGGCGGCGAGCGCUACGAGGGCAUGGGCCAAGCCUUUCACGAGCGGCUGCGCCACGGCUUCCUGGCGAUCGCCGCGCGCGAGCCGGAGCGCUGCUGCGUGAUCGACGCCGGCGGCGACGAAGCGCAGGUCGCCGCGGCCGUCUGGGCGGCGGAGGCGCCGGCCCAGGCCUGGCCGGAGCCGCGGGCCAAUCCGCGUCUGCUGGCGCAGGACGCGGCCGAGGGGGCGUUGCUCGCCGCUCAUGCCUCGGGCCGCCUGCCGCACGCCUGGCUGCUGACCGGUCCGCGCGGCGUCGGCAAGGCGACCCUGGCCUACCGCUUCGCGCGCUUCCUGCUGGCCGAGCAGGGCGGGGCGGCCGCCGGCCCCGGCCUGUUCGGCGAGGCGCCGCCGUCGCCCAGCAGCCUGGCGCUGGCGCCCGAGGAUCCGACCUUCCGCCGGGUGGCGGCCGGCGGGCACCCCGACCUGGUCACAGUGACGCGAACGAUCAAUCCGAGCAGCAAGAAGCUGCGCGGCGAGAUCGUGGUCGACGACGUGCGCGCGGCCACCGGUUUCCUGCGCCACACCUCGUCGGAGGGCGGCUGGCGGAUCUGCGUCGUCGACGCCGCCGACGAGAUGAACCCCAAUGCCGCCAACGCCCUGCUGAAG
This is a messenger RNA of Symbiodinium necroappetens, 4527 nucleotides long. The record is from the annotation of a GenBank genome assembly. NCBI's taxonomy places the organism in Eukaryota, Dinophyceae, Suessiales, Symbiodiniaceae.